This is a messenger RNA of Porites evermanni, 1534 nucleotides long. NCBI's taxonomy places the organism in Eukaryota, Metazoa, Cnidaria, Anthozoa, Scleractinia, Poritidae. The record is from the annotation of a GenBank genome assembly.
ACAACGUUGACACUUCAAAUUCCUCGAGCUGGGCUGAAAACAGCUGUGCAUUUCGAACUCAGUGACGUCGCUCGUCCUGACUCGGCACCGUCACUUGAGACCGUCAUUCAACUUUGUCAGGGAAGUGAUGGAGUGCGUUUAAGGGGACUGGCCGUGUAUUCAAACCUCACAAAUGGAUGUGAACCGAUCCAUGAUGUACGCAGUAAAAUACAAGUCCACAAAAUCGCCCUUGUCACAGUUGUGAACUUCGAACCUCCAUGUACAUUGCAAGACAUAGCAGUAAAUUCACAGAAUGCAGGAUACUUCGCGCUCAUAUUAUUUGGAGAUAACGUGCAGUUUUUUGGGAUCCAAUUCACUCAAAAAGUAAUGAUCCCUGUUAUGACGGCGGCGCGGUACCCUGACAUACAGCUAGAGAAUAUACUGAUUGAGGCAGACCUAACCGAGACUGUAUUAAGUCUACCGUCAGACGUAGACACAGCUGACUUAAGUAAGAUGGAAACGUACUUUGAAUAUCUCUUCUGUUGGGUACUUGUGGGUCCUUCAAUUACAUUGGUAUGGUUAAUACGAAAAAGAAAACUUUGUUGGAUGUCUGAAAGGCGAGCGAAUGAGAACGAGAAUGAUGCCGAAACUGGACCUCGAAUUACGGAAGAAAGCCGUGAAACUGCAGAAACUGAGGUGUUUAAUCAACGCCCAGAAGAAACAAGUGAAAUUCAUGAUUACAGUCACGGAGAUCAAGAGCAAAUUAUUCCUCUUACCUCUGCGCAAACUGGCCAUACAAGACAACAGCACGGCACAGGAUUUGUAGCCAAGAUCAAAAAGUAUUGUUACAGAGGCUUUGUCAUUAUCUUUACUUGUAUUUUGUAUAUGAUUUUGAUCAUUGCAGCACUUCCGCUUGGUAUAUCUAUUCCUGGUGGGUUCUCUUUCUUUAGAUUCGAUGAAGUGCUAACGUUUAAAGUACUAGGGGGCAUUGAGAAUGGGGGUUGGGCUAUAUUUAUACCCCCAAAUGAUACUGGUAACUGUUCUUUUUUGGUCAACUUUUCAGAUAUUCUGUUUUUUCCUUUACAGCUGUAGAUUCGCUUGCAGUACAACUUGGGUCAUCCCCACCAACUUUUCAAAAUUGAUUCGAAGCGAGUGGUUUGCGUCAAACAUUUACUUGCUGGUUUUAGCUGUGGUAGUACCAUAUUGUUCUAAUUCAGCCUCACCGAUGAGAUUCACUUAUUUUGCAACAUAUAACACCAUUUGCACAGUUAGUAAUUUGCUUUUCAUAAUCACUGUAAACAAACACAAAUUUGUCACGCGAUAUGUUUUCUACAUCAGCGUAUGUAUGAUUUGUGCAUAUAUCGAAAGCGAUAUCGUUGCCGUGUUUUAUUACGCACUCAAUUCUCAAGGAUCCCUAAACAACUUAAAACUAACUGCCCUUCGCACUGUGGCGAUUGGACUCACUUUGACAGUGAGUUUUAGUUCUUGCAUGCACAUCAUACGAAAACUUACUAAGCCGACUGAAUCGCUGUUUGAGGGACUUUCGGAGCGAUAA